Messenger RNA from Apodemus sylvaticus (European woodmouse), 1031 nucleotides. RefSeq names its product nitric oxide synthase interacting protein (gene Nosip). The record is from RefSeq and is a predicted model, not a curated record. The coding region runs from base 96 to 1001 and encodes 301 amino acids. Lineage: Eukaryota; Metazoa; Chordata; Mammalia; Rodentia; Muridae. Gene Ontology annotation, cellular component: nucleus. The transcript has 9 exons. Gene Ontology annotation, molecular function: ubiquitin protein ligase activity.
GGGCGGAAGUGGGAGGAGUGGAGUUACAAAACAGUACUCUUUUCCGGUUUGGGACACAGUUGAAGCUACGUCUAGUCGGAUAAGCGGUCUUGAGGAUGACACGGCACGGCAAGAACUGCACUGCAGGGGCUGUCUACACCUACCACGAGAAGAAGAAGGACACAGCGGCCUCAGGCUAUGGGACCCAGAACAUUCGACUGAGUCGGGAUGCUGUGAAGGACUUUGACUGCUGCUGUCUCUCUCUGCAGCCCUGCCAUGACCCUGUGGUCACCCCAGAUGGCUACCUGUACGAACGGGAAGCAAUCCUGGAGUACAUCCUCCACCAGAAGAAAGAGAUCGCCCGGCAGAUGAAGGCCUAUGAGAAGCAGCGAGGAGCACGCCGGGAAGAGCAGAAAGAGCUUCAGCGAGCCGCAGCACAGGACCAAGUUCGAGGCUUCCUAGAGAAGGAAGCGGCCAUUGUGAGCCGGCCCCUCAACCCCUUCGUGCCCAAGGCUGCCACCUCGGCCAGCACAGAUGGUGAACAGUCAGGGCCCAGUGUGGGUCCCCUCGGCAAGGACAAGGACAAAGCACUGCCCAGCUUCUGGAUUCCUUCACUAACGCCCGAGGCCAAGGCCACCAAGCUGGAAAAGCCGUCCCGCACGGUGACCUGCCCAAUGUCCGGGAAGCCACUGCGCAUGUCGGACCUGACGUCAGUGCGCUUCACGCAGCUGGACGACUCCGUGGACCGCGUGGGGCUCAUCACACGCAGUGAGCGCUACGUCUGCGCCGUGACCCGAGACAGUCUGAGCAACGCCACGCCGUGUGCAGUGCUGCGGCCCUCUGGGGCCGUGGUCACCCUGGAGUGUGUCGAGAAACUGAUCCGGAAGGACAUGGUGGACCCCGUGAAUGGGGACACACUGACAGAGCGCGACAUCAUCGUGCUGCAGCGGGGCGGCACAGGCUUCGCGGGCUCCGGAGUGAAGCUGCAGGCGGAAAUGUCCCGGCCAGUGAUGCAGGCCUGAGCCCUGACCUAAUAAACGUGGAUGCGAGCA